This is a messenger RNA of Dreissena polymorpha, 2098 nucleotides long. RefSeq lists its product as uncharacterized. Lineage: Eukaryota; Metazoa; Mollusca; Bivalvia; Myida; Dreissenidae. The coding region runs from base 1 to 1257 and encodes 418 amino acids. Gene Ontology annotation, molecular function: nucleic acid binding. The transcript is spliced from 6 exons. Gene Ontology annotation, biological process: DNA integration. The record is from RefSeq and is a predicted model, not a curated record.
AUGGUCGAGGACGACAAAGUCGCAGCCAGGGCGACUAUUGAGAAAAUCCGAAUCAGCGGGUUUCGGAUAAGACUUGGUGCGCGGGGACCACCGAAUUACCAAAUAGAUCAAGACCAAUUGCAGCUUCUACUGGAUAGGGGAUUCACAGUGAAGAGAAUCGCCGAGGAUGGUCUUCUCGGAAGCAAAAUGCACAAGAGCACUCUAUUCAGAUUCAUGAGGCUAAAUAGAAUUCUGCAGCCUAGGAUAGCAUUAAAUGUAUCUGAUGAUGUAGUGAGAGAUGUAAUGUCCAGAUAUAUAAUGGAUCACCCAAAUUCUGGUUCAGAGGAGAUAAAGGCUUAUCUUCGAACACGAGAGCCACCCAUGGUUGUUAAUAGAGACAGAGUUCGUGCGAUACUAGCUGAACUGAACCCAGUUGGCGUUGCAACACGAUGGGCUCAAGUGGUGUCUAGGAGACGCUACUCCGUCCCAGAGCCAAACUCACUGUGGCAUAUAGACAGCCAUCACUCAUUAGUGCGCUAUGGUAUUUACAUCCACGGCGGCAUCGACGGGAACAGCCGGCUGAUACCAUACCUGAAAGCUGCACCAUACAAUACUGCUAGAGUUGCCUUUGAGGCUUUCACGUUUGAGAUCAGGAGCUACGGAAUCCCCAGCAGAAUUCGGGUUGACGGAGGAGUGGAAAAUGUCCUUAUUAAGAGAUUCAUGACCAUUGCGAACGGUGAUGGCCGAGGAAGUGCAAUUGAAGGAAAAUCCGAACAUAAUCAAAGGAUUGAACAAUUAUGGAGAGACGUUUUCCAAAAAGUGGUGUUUACUUUCUACCAGUGCCUUCAUGCUCUCGAGGAUUCAGGCGCCUUAAAUCUUGAUGAUCCGAAACACAUUUUCUGUGCUCAGGCUGUUGUUCUCGCACGGCUUAUUCACUCAUUGGAGUGUUGGCGCCGUGCUAGAAACAACCAGGCCAUUAGGACAGAGCACAACCAAACUCCUGAGCAGUUGUGGAUAUCUCGGCUUGUACCUGCCCUACAGCAGUCGGAUUCCACUGCUGUAAGGAAUCUCAGGACAGACAGAGAUAUCCCUGCAUUAGUUCAGGAGGUAUUGCCAGAUGCCUACUUUGACGGGUCGGUGUUCAUCACCCCCAGAGCAUCAGAUGCGGUACCUCAUGAGGCAUUACAAGGCAUCAGGCAAUUCGACUUGUUGAGAGAGACCAAUGAUUAUGCAAUUCAGCUGUAUGGCGAAGUGUUAGAAUACAUUACAUCGCUGUGACACAAGUACAGUUGUCAAUGUUUCUCGGAAUUAAUUCAAAGUUUAUUGGCUCAAACAUUUUACAAUGUCCAUCGCCAUUAACUAAUAUGGCGGUUGUAAAUAAACAAUAUAUGAGAAAAGCAUGGUAUAAACGUAUAUAUGAUAAAGACAUAUCUAACUAACAUCAGUUGAGCUUUGGUUAAAGAUGUUUCGGUCUGAAUUUGUGUAAAUUUUGUCUGUUUACGUUGGUGAAUAUUGUCUUAAAUGUUGUUAUAGUUAAUGAAAAUUGUUACUCCGUACGAUUUUGGUGGGCCGCGAUUUCUGCUGACGUCGCGUUGUUACCAUUUUUUUCAAUUUAAUUGCGAUCGUAAAUGAUGCAUUACGGUCGUAAAAAGAAUGUGGUUGCUUCGAAACUUUCCAAAUAGUAAACAUGUUUGUUUUUACAAGAUAGUCAAUAUUUCAAAAUAUUGUGUGGUUAAUACAUAUCAAUUUUGUUUUCUUUUUAAUUCGAAAAUAAUACAUAAAUACCCUAUGUUACAGGCUGCGAUUGCCGCAAAAUCAAACGUUAAAGCCAUCGUUAUCGUGAUUUGAUUCACUCUAUCUAGAUCCUGGACGCAUUAACGGCGUCUUUUUGAGUUCUGCGUGAUUAUCUCACACCUUGGAAAGUAUUUACUUGAGAAUUAAUUUCAGUUAGGAAUCGAAGCGUAAUUUCCAAGUGAAAAGCUAAAGCCAGGUUUUCCUCUGACUUUUCUAACAGGUUAAUUUUUUACAGGAAAAAAGGUCUCUGAUAGUCUGAUAUGCCAGAAAAUGUCAAAAUAACGUUGUGAAAUAAGUAAAAUCUAUACGAAAUAAAGAGCAGUUC